Amphimedon queenslandica is the source of this 2676-nucleotide messenger RNA. RefSeq names its product integrin beta-6-like. Gene Ontology annotation, cellular component: integrin complex; cell surface; focal adhesion. The coding region runs from base 113 to 2563 and encodes 816 amino acids. Gene Ontology annotation, molecular function: integrin binding. Gene Ontology annotation, biological process: integrin-mediated signaling pathway; cell migration; cell adhesion mediated by integrin. The transcript has 23 exons. Lineage: Eukaryota; Metazoa; Porifera; Demospongiae; Haplosclerida; Niphatidae. The record is from RefSeq and is a predicted model, not a curated record.
CCAGCAGCACUCCUUUCUCUCCCACCAGAAUAAGCGAGGCUAGACUGAGAGCUUACUACGUAGCACUGUACAAAAAGAAAAGAGCAACGAAAAAGCUGAAGUGAAAACCAACAUGCCUCGUUCCUGGGGACUAUUCCUAGCUCUUCUCUGCAUUAUAAGCCACUCCACAGCGCAGGAUUGUGAAAGUUUGGUUACAUGCACUGACUGCAUAACCAAGAAUUCCUCCUGUUCGUGGUGCAAUGACCCAAGUGUUUUUAAUCGGUUGGCGUCUCAGUUCAAUAGUCAGUUGGAGCCAAUUGGUUUAUGUCGAAGAGCUGACUUGCUUUCUUCAUCUCUUGGAGGCUGCAGCAAUGUAGUUAAUCCAAUGGGAACAAUAGAUAAGGAAGAUACACUAAAUUCUUCUGAUCCAACAGUUACUCCUCAGCUUGUCUCCCUUUCCUUGAGGCCAGGGCUCCCUCAAUCUUUUAACAUCAGUGUCUCUCCUCCCAGCUCAAUAUCAGUAGACAUGUACAUACUAAUGGACCUCUCAUUCACUAUGAGAGAUGAUCUUCAAAACUUGAGGAUGUUCUCAGAUGAGCUAGUGAGGCAGAUGCAGAAUCUUACUGAUGAGUUUAGGAUUGGUUUUGGCUCAUUCAUUGAUAAGCCAGUCUCGCCUUUCAUUGACAGAAAUACUAAUUUCUCCUGUGCUGCUGAUUAUCCAGCAGUGGCUGAGAAUGAUUGUGAAUAUACUUACGCCUUUAGGCAUCGACUGGACUUAACUGACAACGUUGAUACCUUUAAAACUGAACUGGCUAAUGCUAAAAUCUCUGGUAGUGUUGAUCAACCGGAAGCACUGCUGGAUGCUUUAUUGCAAGUAGCAGCCUGUCAGAGUGAGAUUGGUUGGCGAGAUGUCGAAGAUGCUCGUAGGCUAGUACUGGUACUGACUGAUGGGGACUAUCAUAUGGCACUUGACGGCAAAUUAGCUGGUCUGCGUGAGCAACCUGAUGGUAAAUGUCAUUUAGAUCCAACAACAAAGAUCUAUAAUCAAGCAUCACUAGUGGAUUAUCCCACUUCGACUAUGAUUGCUGAGAUGUUAAACGAUCAAAGGAUCAUCCCGAUAUUUGCAGUUGCUAAGAGUGUUACAGAGGUCUACAAUCAACUAAGCGAGAUUAUUAGGAGUGCCUUCGUUGGAGAAAUAUCUGCAAAUGCUGACAAUUUAUUGGAACUAAUAAGGAACCAAUAUAUACAACUAUCAAGCACAAUAGUGCCAGUCAUAAAUGGACUGGACGCCAUUCCAGAGCUAACAAUGACUGCCAUGCCCUUAAAUAAUUGUUCCAAUGGCACCCUAAUAUCUGGUGAUACGUGUACCAAUGUGAUGCACCCCAAUACAGUCCAGUAUGGGGUCAGUUUGGAAUUAAGUUCAGAUUAUUGUAAGAGGAGUCUGACUGGUCGAGAGACUCAUUUAUUGAAUAUUCAGUUCAUCGGGUUUGGUGAUGUCAUUGUUAAUGUGUCCGGAAUAUGCUCUUGUGGAUGUGAGAAGGAACAGGUUACCAGUAGUCCAGUGUGCUCUAGUAUCGGAACUUACGAGUGUUCCACUUGUAUCUGCCCUAGCAACCGAAACGGACCAAUCUGCCAGUGUCCAGCAACAGCCGUAGGUGGAGGAGGAUGCACUACAAGCAGUAAUAGUACAAAGAUAUGCAGUGGUAGGGGGUCCUGUGUUUGUAAUAGAUGUGAAUGUAACAGAGCACCUAAUGGACAAACAUACCAGGGUCAAUUUUGUGAGUGUGACCCCACCCUCUGCCCGUCAGGCGUACAUGAAAGUGGGCGUGUCUUACCAUGCUCCGGACACGGAGUGUGUGGGUGUGAUGGUAUCUGUAGGUGUGGUGAAGGUUUCUCAGGUGCCAACUGUGGAUGUACUAGUGACACUGACUCAUGCGUUGCACCUGCUAAUAGAAACACAGGAGAAUUAUGUUCAGGAUCAGGCCAGUGUACUUGUGGUACUUGCUUGUGUUCAGAUUAUUCUGUUAGAUUUGGUCUCUACUGUGAAGAAUGCAGCGUUUGUGCCAGGUCCUGCUCGUUCCUCUCCAGCUGUGUCCGUUGUCACAUUGAGCAGAAUUGUCCCUCAAGCUGUAAUCAUGUGAGCAUUGUAUCACCUAACGAACACAAUAAUACUGAUGAAGAACUAAGGACCUGCUCCAUUACAGAGGACAACUGUGAGGUCACGUAUCAAGUAGGAGUCUAUGUCCUUGGAACCGAAAGGAAUAUAAUGGUCAUUUUUGAUGAGACACAGAGUGACAUUAACGACUGGAGUGCUGGUUGUAGCUCCGCCUUUCCAAUAUUUGUCAUUCCGCUAGUGGUUACAAUAGGAAUCAUACUGCUGGCAAUCAUUGUAAUAGCACUCUGGGUUGCAAUGAAGUAUCUGAUUGAAUAUCUAGAGUUUAGGGCAUGGAAGAAAAGCCAAGAGGACGAACUGUGGAACACUAGUGGGGACAAUCCGUUAUUCGUUGAUCCUACCACGAGUCACAUUAAUCCGAAAUACAGGCCACGGACUACAGUCCAAGUGGUGGGCGGAGGAGAUGACUAGACCUCAUAACCUAUAAUUCUAUAUAUUCAACUGAUAGCAUUUAAAAACUUUAUAUAUCUGUACUGCAUUUGUAGCCAAUUCCUCAUCAAUCACAAAUACUAUUGAUAAUAAUA